AUGGCAUCUGCCUAUAUAAGGAAUCGUUGUUUUAAUUCGAGGUUGAACAAAACUCCGUUUGAAGCGUUUACAGGCUCAAAACCAGACUUGAGCAAAAUGCACGUUUUUGAUUGUGUUUGUUAUGGUUAUUCACAAAAUUCCGAAAAGUUAGACCCUAGAAGUAAACAAGGUAUUUUCGUAGGGUAUGAUAAAAAUAGUCCAGCAUAUCUAGUAUACUACCCUGACAUUAACAAGGUAGAGCGUGUAAGAUGCGUUAAGUUCUUCAGGGAGGGUAGCAAGGAACUGCCAGAACUAGAUGAUGAAGAACUUGCACCUCAGAUAGCAAAAUCGCAUGAAAGAAACCCCAAAACAACUAACGAAGACAUUAUUGCUCCAGAGACAUCUAGAGAAUCAAGAUACCCCACUAGGAUAAGAAGUAAGCCUAAAUAUCUUGACGAGUAUGUGACAGAGGAAGUUUCAGGGGAGGAAACUGUCUCAUAUACCGUAGAUUAUUGCUAUAGAGUAUCCAACAUCACAACUACCUAUUCCCAAGCAAUAAGCUCCAAUGAAAAAGUAAAAUGGCAAAAAGCCAUGAAUGAUGAAAGGAAAGCGUUAAUUGACAACGAUACGUUUGAACUUGUUCCACCCCCAACAAAUAGAGACAUAGUGGGGGGAAAAUGGGUAUACACCGUAAAAGUAGGGCAACAUGAAGAAGAGACCCAUAAAGACCCGUUAUGUAGCAAAGGGAUACUCGCAGACUCCCGGUAUUGA
Messenger RNA from Xenia sp. Carnegie-2017, 750 nucleotides. RefSeq lists its product as uncharacterized. Bases 1 to 750 code for a protein of 249 amino acids. The transcript has a single exon. NCBI's taxonomy places the organism in Eukaryota, Metazoa, Cnidaria, Anthozoa, Malacalcyonacea, Xeniidae. The record is from RefSeq and is a predicted model, not a curated record.